Portunus trituberculatus (swimming crab) is the source of this 2899-nucleotide messenger RNA. RefSeq names its product nucleoporin p54-like (gene Nup54). Gene Ontology annotation, molecular function: structural constituent of nuclear pore. Gene Ontology annotation, cellular component: nuclear pore central transport channel; nuclear pore. Gene Ontology annotation, biological process: nuclear pore organization; NLS-bearing protein import into nucleus; protein localization to nuclear inner membrane. The record is from RefSeq and is a predicted model, not a curated record. The transcript is spliced from 21 exons. Bases 186 to 1934 code for a protein of 582 amino acids. NCBI's taxonomy places the organism in Eukaryota, Metazoa, Arthropoda, Malacostraca, Decapoda, Portunidae.
ACACAGACAGUCCUGCCCACCACCAUGAGGAUGACUCUAGGCUCAUCACUAUAAUAUACAGUGGACAUGAAGAAGUGCUUGAGAGAUGUUAUGUUGCAAAUUAAUGCUGCUAUUUACAGUGCUCCUUCAUAUAAUCUGAAUAUAUGAAGAAGUUUGUAGCAACUUGAAGUGAAUUUCAUAUAAGAAUGGCAACUCCAAAUUUCAGCUUUGGUGGAGCAAGCACGACAGGCACAGCACAGACAGGUCCAGCAUUUGGAACCUCAAGUGCUGGAGGAGGAGGAGUGACGAGUGGCUUUUCCUUUGGACCCACAAGCACUGCCCAGCCUUCUACAGGCUUUGGGUUUGGAACUAACACGAGUGUUGCUUCUCAGCCUAGUUUUAGCUUUGGGAGCAACACUUCCACCCAGUCUACAGGGUUCAAUUUUGUAAAUACUGCAACAACUUCAGCAGCUACACCUGCUUUUGGUGCAACUCCCUUUUCAACCAACCCGGCUCCUGCCAGUUCAGGAACAGGGUUUGGCUUAUUCUCUAACUUUGGUGGAGGUCCACCCAAGCCACAUCUCUUUGGCCUUGGGAAUGUAGGCGGAGGAAUGACUAACACAGGGCAAGCAGCCUCGUGUUUCCCAUUUGGCACCACCACAACUCAAGCACCAAAGCCAUUUCCGUUUGGAACUGCAACCAAUCCCCUUGCACCGUUUGGGAAAUCAACAACAUUAGGAACUCAAGGAACAGAUGCUAUACAACAGCAGCAGCUUCAAGCUCAACAACAGGGCAUGGCAGGCCAGCCUGACCCUUCCCUAGCAUUGCACCUGGCCAUUUGUACACCUUCUUACUUCAAUAAUGAGAAUGAUGAGGUUUUACGAAAAUGGAACCAGCUGCAAGCUUUUUGGGGAGCUGGAAAAGGCUAUUAUGCUCCAAAUAUGCCACCAGUUGAGUUUACUCCAGAAAACCCGUACUGUAGGUUCAAGGUGGUCUGCUAUGCCAGGAUCCCCUCCUAUCACAAUGAAGAUGGCAUUGUACAGAUUGUCAUUGGGAAGUCUUUGGCUGAGGUGGAACCCUACAAACAAAACUUUGUGUCCACUUUGAGUGGAAUAUUUGGUAAUGCUGAGGUGGUAAUCAGUGAGAUGUUUGCAGCUGAACUUCCGGAUAGAACCAACAUACGGUUAUAUGUCCAACAAACUCUCGGAAAUGGGGAGAAGGAGAGGGCAACAGCUACAGAUGUGGCUCGGCAUAUGUCUCAACCAGCACACACUCAGACAUUAAAGAACCUAUUUGUCCAAGAAGUUCUUCCCUUAGUGAAUCUGACAGAGGCUCAAUUGAAGGAAUAUUUAGAUACUCCUCAAAGAGGUAUUGAUCCAGCGCUGUGGGAACAGGGAAAGCGUGAAAAUCCUGAUCCUCAGAAGUUCUUCCCAGUGGUAAAAGUUGGCUUUCAGGAGUUGCAGAAGCAAUUUAACCUUCAAGAAGACCAUGCCAAGAAACUGCAAGCCAGUAUGAACAAUAUCAUGGAUGAAAUCACACAGCUGAGACACAAACAGACCAUGAUGAAAGCUGCCAUACAGGAUGCCAAAUGGAAACAAGCUAAUCUAACACGUAGAGUGCUCAAGCUUGUGUCAGCACAAGAAGUUGAGAGGAAGAGAGGGGUUCCCCUUGACCAGAUGGAAGAACAAAUCCGCAUGAGGUUGGAGGACUUGUACAUGCAGUUGAUGCAGCCUACACAGUAUAGAGGGUGCCUGAAUGAGUUGAUGGCUCAGAUGUGUGUCAAGCCUGCAAGCUCCCAGGGUGGACCUCGCUAUGGCCUGGUGGGGGACAUGGAACGAGAGGUGUCCCAAUACAUGGCCUGGCAACAUGAUGCUCUCCAGGCGGUGGUAGGAGUGCUGAAGGAGGACCUGACAGUAGUUGAUGGCAUGAUGGAGGAAAUACAGCGUAAACCUUAAAUUACCUAAACCAUUCUCUCUCUCUUUCUCUCUGUCUGUCUGUCUGUCUGUCUGUCUGUCUGUCUGUCUGUCUGUCUGUCUGUCUGUCUGUCUGUCUGUCUGUCUCUCUCUCUCUCUCUCUCUCUCUCUCUCGAUGGUAUUAUUGAAUUUAAUUUUGCACUGGUCUAUGAUAAGGCCAAGAAAAUGUGCUAUUGGAAAAAAUAGGCACAUUGAUUCACAAUUUUUUUCUGGAAGCAUUAGUGUAUGCAGAGUAUACCAUUUUAUAUUUUAUAGCACACACACACACACACACACACACACACACACACACACACACACACACACACACACACACACACACACACACACACACACACACACACACACACACACACACACAUUUUAUGUACUUUUGCCCAACUUCUUAAGCUACAUUACCCAUAUGUAUCCUUUAGCUUUUUUGCUGCACAUCUUGAUAAAUUUUAUUAUUAUUAUUAUUAUUAUUAUUAUUAUUAUUAUUAAUGUCAAUAUUGUUAUGGUUAUUAUUAUUAUUGGGUGUGUACACUCUUCAUUAUAGCUGAAAAAAUAAUAUUUAUGCUUUAAUUUACAUAAAAAUCCAAUGAACUUACAAUUACAUUUUUAUGUGAUUGAUACUAAAGGUAUUAUAUUAUUUAUUAUGUUUCUUCAUCAUUAUUUUUAAGAUAUACUUGCAUACAUAUAACUGUAUAGAUGAUUUCUUUAAAAUCAUAAAGUUACUGUAAGUGCAUAGCAAGGUGGUAAACAUCACUGCUAUUCUAGCAUUUCAGCCUUUCCCUGAUGAAAUUGUUGAAGUGUUGGGUUAGUCUGUCUUGUUGUCUCAAGAAACUAAUACUGUAUAGAUGUUUGGGUAAGGUUUUGCUCAACAAAAUUCUCUAGAUUUCUAUGUGAAACCUUGAAAUCUAGAGUGGUACUGUUGUACUUCUUUUCAUCAUAAUGCCUUAUUUAAA